Notolabrus celidotus (New Zealand spotty) is the source of this 3420-nucleotide messenger RNA. RefSeq names its product SPG11 vesicle trafficking associated, spatacsin (gene spg11). NCBI's taxonomy places the organism in Eukaryota, Metazoa, Chordata, Actinopteri, Labriformes, Labridae. The transcript has 16 exons. Gene Ontology annotation, cellular component: cytoplasm; dendrite; synapse. The annotation marks the transcript as partial. The record is from RefSeq and is a predicted model, not a curated record. Gene Ontology annotation, biological process: axo-dendritic transport; chemical synaptic transmission; synaptic vesicle transport.
GUGAGGUCAUUGGCCGCCCAGUUUGGCCCCGCCCUGCAGGCCCACCUGACUCUGGCCUUCCAGGACCUGCAGGUGUGCAGUCAGAGGAGGUCCGUGGCCUCUGAGGAGCAGCAGCAGCAGCAGCCCGGGUCCCUGACGACAGAGAGGACCUCAUGGAGCUCAGACCCGCCCAGGGAGCUGUUCCAGGUCCUCCUGCAGAGCCAGGACGAGGAGGCGCCCUGCAGGUACCUGCUGCAGGAGGCACUGGUGCAACGCUGCCCGACGCUGGCUGUGCUGGCUGCAUGUCAACAGGGGGCGGGGCUACUGCAGUGCCUCUGCGUCUGGGUGCUUACGUCGGUCGAUGAUGUCACAGCCGAGGAAGCCACCUCCCACCUGGCCGAAGCCCCCCAGUACCACGAGUGGACCCUGCACGACCUGUCAAUCAUCUGGAGGACGCUGCUGGGGCGGGGCCACGUCAGGCCCCUCCUACGAGGCUUUGAGCUCUUCCAGCGGGACUGCCCCCUGGUGUUGGUUCUGAGGAUGUUCGAGUUGUGUUGCGACUACAGAAACUUCUCCGAGGCCAAAACCAAGCUGCUGGACUUCCAGAGGACUCUCAUCGCUCUCAGAAACGGCGGCCCAGCGCCCUCUGGUGGUCUCCCCCUGCAGUGGGUGGAGAGCCAGGCGUCAGUGCUGCUCCUCACCAUGCUGCAGCGCUGCUCCUCCCAGUACGACCUCCACCGGCUGCUGCAGCUCCUCGCAGACGUCGACAAACUCCUCAAAUCUAACGGUCCAGACUUCAGGAAGCUAAGUCAGCUGAGUCAGCUGCUGCAGGGGUCAGAGGUCAGCGUGUCUCCCCGGCUGCUGCAGUGCAGUUCUCCCUCCGUCCAGCAGGAGGAGUUUCAGGCUGCCGUGGACGCUCUGCAGGCCACGGGGCGCUACAACCAGGCCAGGCAGGUCGCCCUGCUGGCCGGUCUGCCCGUGCACCGCCUGCUGCUCAGUCAGCUCCUCCAGGAGGUGAGCUCCCAGAAGUCCAAGCGGCAGUGGCGACGUUUGGAGACUCGAGUCGGUUUCUGGAGGAAGUGUCACGACCAGCUGAAGGCAGACGGCACCGACCCCGAGUCCGCCUCUCAGUUCUUCCUCUCUCAGGCCGAAGCGGACUCGUCUGCGGACGCCGACCCUCAGAGCGAGCUGCUGCACGUCCAGGAGCGCUGCCUGCUGCUCUGCCUCGCCGCUCACUGGCUGUCGCUGCUCGCCCCGCCUCCCGUGGACGACCUGGCGAGUCUGGAGAAGAAGCUGUGGGUCAGCCGCGUCAGGCAGCACGUCCUCACCGUCUCCAUGGAGAAAGAGAGCGUCUUCAACCUGCCGCCGCCCGCCAUCACGCCCGAGAUGAACACCUACGCCGUCCUCAUGAAGGAGUUCACCUUCUCCAACAUCUCCGGCCUGAACACGGAGCGGUGUCUGAGUCUGGAGGGACUCCCUGAGGAGCAGACGAGCACGCCGACGACCACGCCGACCUCUGACCCCACGCUGAGUCCAGAGGAGAGGAGGGUCCUGGCUGCUCUGAUUGGUCAGUUACUAGAUGAAGGAAGUAUCCACGAGGCCAGCCGGGUGUGUCGAUAUUUCUCCCUCCAUCACCCGGACAUGUGGGUGGUGCUGCGCUGCCGAAGUCUCGCUUCAGGAGAGUCCAACCCCGACCCACCAGAGGAGGCGACCGAGGCUCUGCCGAAGAAGGGGAUCACGAGCUCCGCCUCCAUCAGCAGCCUGUCCUCCUUCGUGGUUCUCCCGCUCCCUGAAGACCAGGUCGCGGUGCAGCUGCAGAAACUCGUGGAUCAGUGUCGGCACGGGAACAACUACUGCAAACAAGUCCUCAGCCUGUACCAGCUCUCCAAGGAGCUCCAGGUCUCCUUCAGUCAGAUCUGUGCUGAGGAUCCUCGCUCGGUGCUGGAGAAGCUGCUGCUGUCGGAGCAGCCGGAGCGUUUCAGGAAGGCUCAGGCCUUCAUCAGGGCUCAGGGUCUGACCCCGGACUCUGUGGCCCAGCUCGUCUCCUCGGCCGUGGUGCAGGCGCUGCUGGCCUCCAACCAGGAGCUCCAACCGGAGAGGCAGGUGUUCAGGCCGUCAGAGGGGCGGGACUCUCUGGUCCAGCUCAUCAAACUGUGCGAGGAUCCGAACCUGGUGGGACUCAAGCUGCUGGAGAACCUCAACACGGCUCCUCUGAGAGACCUGAGCUGCAUCUGUGAGUUGCUGAUCGUGGCUCAUGACUGUUUCAGUCUGACCUGUAACAUGGAGGGGAUCGUCAGAGUGCUCCAAGCCGCCCGUCACCUUAGCCACGCCCACCUCGCUCCAGGAGAGCACUACAGCCUGCUGGUGCGUCUGCUGACGGGUAUCGGCAGGUACAAUGAGAUGACGUACGUCUUCGACCUGCUGCAUCAGAACCAUCGCUUUGAGAUGCUGCUGAGGAAGAAGGUGGACACGGACAGAGGACAGAGCUCCAGCCUGAAGACGGCUCUCCUGGAUUACAUAAAGCGCUGCCUGCCUGCAGACAGCGAGAAGCACAACAUGGUGGCGCUGUUUUUCAGCAUGAGGAGGGAGAUCGGAGAGAACCACGAGAUCGCAGCGAGGACGCAGCUGAAGAUGAUCGAGUCUCAGGCCUGGGUCGUCACGCCGGACCUGAAGAACUCGCUGGUCAAAGUGUUGGGUCUGCUGAAGGACGCUGCAGAGAGCUUCUCAAAGGACUCGUGUGUGCGUCAGGCCACACGUUGUGUCCGUACGGCCAAACUGGUCUCUCUUCAGCUGCACUUCCUGAAUCACGGAUUGGACCUGCGCGUCAUCAACCUGCGUCCUGCAGAGAUGCUGAACGCCAUCGUAGCGCUGCCUCGAUGCUACCAGGUGUUCGUGGUGUCCGAGGCGUACAGCUACAGUCCGGACUGGGCCGAGAUCCUGUUCCAGAAGGUGAUCCUGAAAGGAGACUUUGCGUUCCUGGAGGAGCUGAAACGCCACCGACCUCUGACCUCCAGCCUGUUCGAGGACAUCUUCAAAAAGCUGGACGGCGCUCCCAGUAAUGUCACCCCUAACGUGAAGCGCCUGCUGACUCACUGUGACGACGUGUUCAGCCGCUACAGACUGGCCUAUCAGCAGAACCUGUAUGAUGUCACCAAAACGCUGCUGCAGGACGCCAAGACCUCCAGCUACCUGAACGACCGGCUGGCCAGCUGAUCGCCGGUCUGACUGAAGACACGACAGACUGUUUCUUUGAUCCUCCUCAGGAGGAAACAACACCUGAGAGUCUGACUGUCUCACCCUCCUUCCUGACCUGAACACUGAGAGGAUUUAAAGUCUGAUGACAUGAACAUGAACUCUGUUUCUAUCUUUAGAUUAAUGUUCACUUUGUGAUAAAAUGAAUCUGUAAAAAUGAAAUUAAAGACACUUUGUUUCCUACUUUAA